UUGUUUCAGCGCUCCGAAGAAUGGCGGACAGAGCUGGACCUCUACGCGAGCGGGCUACGGGUCUGCACCCAAAAUGCCAAGGUUCACUAUAACCUUGGCAAAGUUCUGAGCAGAAUUGGUGACGUAGACGGGGCGGAACACAAUUACUGGAAUGCCAUCCGGAAGCGCGUCAAAACUCAUCCAUGGAUCUAUCUCAAGCUGAGACCUCCAGUGCAGACUGUCUCUCUCAAUCUUGGAAUGCUCUACGAGAGUGAAAUAAAAGACCCGAGCAUGACACUUCGGAAGCGUGGAAGAAAAGCCACAAAUAAGCUCGAUCCUCAUCACAGCAAAGCAUUGACUAACAUUUUUGUGGCGUUGGACGAGCGUGAGGAAUGUGAUGCCGUGGUGACCAUGGCUGAAAGGAUUCCGAACACGGUCGUGGACCAGUCGGCUGCACUCGCUUUCCAGAUUGGAGUAUGUCUGGGGAAAAUCGCUCGAUUUGCUGAAGCUGAACGAGUCCUGUAUCAGCGAUGGGCCCGAUAUGAUUUGGCCGAGAACUCCUAUAUCCAGGCUUUGUUGAUAGAUUCAGAGACGCAAUCGAUCAAAUGGAAUCUACGGGCAGUUCAGGAAAAGCUUAACAGGACCAGACAGAGUGAUAGGGCCAACACAUAUUUUUAUUCACUAAAAAUGGUCACGAUUAAGGAAGCGCUCAACUCAUUCCAUCGAUCUAUCCAGCUGCGACCCUCCAGUGCAGACUGUCUCUUCAAUCUCGGAAAUCUCUACCAGAAAAUGAAAAGACCCGAGCGUGCACUCGAAGCGUGGAAGAACGCCACAAUGCUCGAUCCUCAUCACAGCAAAGCAUUGACUAACAUUUUUGUGGCGUUGGACGAGCGUGAGGAAUGUGAUGCCGUGGUGACCAUGGCUGAAAGGAUUCCGAACACGGUCGUGGACCAGUCGGCUGCACUCGCUUUCCAGAUUGGAGUAUGUCUGGGGAAAAUCGCUCGAUUUGCUGAAGCUGAACGUCAUCUGAAAAUCGCCAUUGAGCUCAGCCCACAGAAUGCCA
Messenger RNA from Cooperia oncophora, 1042 nucleotides. Lineage: Eukaryota; Metazoa; Nematoda; Chromadorea; Rhabditida; Trichostrongylidae. The record is from the annotation of a GenBank genome assembly.